AUGUCCUUCGUCACAUCUUUUCUUUUCUACAGCAACGCAAUUCGGGCACUUUAUCAGCUCUCGCGCGUACUAGUCACUCAAUUCACGAACUUGCUGUUGACCUCCUUUGGGAAAAUCAACAAACGCUCUGGCCACUUGCUUCCGACUCGCGCUCUACUCUACUCGACAUGGGAUAGGGUGCUUUAUUACGGCUCUUGCAUCCGGGGAAUUCCGGCGCCAGGCGCUGCACUAGGCUGCCUCACGGAAAAAUGCUCUAUGCUGGAGCAAGUUCACAUCUUUUCUGCGAUCUGUUGCUAUGGUGUCGGUGGACUACACGCACCCGUAUUCUCUAGCGGGCAGAACUAUACGUUGGUUUUGUAUUGGAUAACCCGUGUUCUAGAAGGUUUGGCACCCUCAGGAAGCUUAGGCUGUGCGCGGCAGCUGUGGAACAUACCACAGCGAUUUUGGAAAUUAUUGGCUCCCAUUUCGAUAGAGGCCCUUUUGCUGUGGGUGGAUGGACCUGUGUCGGUCCUUGCCUUCUACUCGCUUGCGAAGCUAUUGUCUCCCAACCGGACCGAUGAAGGUCAGCUAAAGUUCAUCAGUAUCAAAAACUUCAAGUUCAUAGCGAAGAAUUUUUUUGCACGGCCAUUCGACCCCGUACCACUGAGCCAAGGGACUCCAGUCCCUAUGAUAUCUCCGCUAUUUGCACUUCAUGACUUACGUAGCUUCAAGAUCGAUGUUAUGAAUACGGUUGCUGCUGGCCACGCCAUUGGCGGGCUGAUGCCGGCGCUUUGCAGAGAUGAUCUAGAGACCAUUCCUCAGGCAUGGAAGAAUAUCGAAGAACUAGAGUUGCAGUGGCUGAGAAGUGGCACAGAGAAAGACGCACGUAUUGACGACAACGGCGAAAUAUGGGAGUCAGAGGAACCUACUCUGGCCGAAGUUGCGCUCCUGGCCAGUCGGUGUGAGAAACUUUUUUCACUAGGAAUAUGGUUCAACGCCCAGGACUGGUUUGAUGAUGACCUGACAAUGGAUUCCAAUGGAGAGGUAGAAGCGGAAGAUCUGGCAAUGUUAUACGAAAAACAAGAAAGACGCACCAACACCCAGGGCGCAUCGUCUCAUGCUGCUGCCAUCAGCGCACAUCUGGAUCACUCGAACGGAGGACCGUCAUCUAGGCCGUAUGUGGUGCGGUGGACGAACCCCCUUGUACCUUAAUUCACGGGCUACUAGUACCUUAACAAGAUAAAGGCCGACUCGAGCUUCGCCGGCAGGAACGCUAUUCCAC
Molecule: messenger RNA, 1261 nt
Organism: Suillus subalutaceus
Lineage: Eukaryota; Fungi; Basidiomycota; Agaricomycetes; Boletales; Suillaceae
Exons: 5
Coding region: 1-1191 (396 amino acids)
Source: RefSeq, a predicted model, not a curated record